This is a messenger RNA of Aspergillus nidulans FGSC A4, 942 nucleotides long. RefSeq names its product putative gamma-cysteine synthetase regulatory subunit. NCBI's taxonomy places the organism in Eukaryota, Fungi, Ascomycota, Eurotiomycetes, Eurotiales, Aspergillaceae. Gene Ontology annotation, molecular function: glutamate-cysteine ligase catalytic subunit binding. The coding region runs from base 1 to 942 and encodes 313 amino acids. The record is from RefSeq and is a predicted model, not a curated record. Gene Ontology annotation, biological process: glutathione biosynthetic process. The transcript has 2 exons.
AUGAAGUUGGUACUCUCGACCUCGAAUAUAAUGACCUCCGGAGGUCCGUCCGUAAUCCGGCAGCCGUCAACAUUCAAGUCAAAUGUCGAACUAAUCAACUCACUUCGCGCAAAUUUCCAAGCCGCACAGCAAUCCAUCCCUUCCGAACCCAGCACAGCAGACAGCGCCGCCUGGACAAAACAAGAAGACGAUACGCUCUACAUUCCCGCUGUAGAUUUCUCCCAGCGUGGGCUCGCCGAAGAACGCUCACAGUACGACAUCACUGUCAAACUAUUCUACCUCCCGGGGAUCCCCGUUUCGCGACGUUGUGCACACACAAAGCAAGCGAUCGAUCUUGUCCUGAAAGAGCUACACGUCGACUCGAUUGAUUUACUUAUUGUAUCAUUUCCGGGGAUCCAUUUUGAUGCGGAAGACGACAGUGAGGAAGAAGAAAGUAUCUCGGUUGACGGCGGGAGCAGCUUCGAACAUGAAGACGACUUCGAUAGCCUCGUGCAGACGUGGAAAUGUCUUGAAUCCUUACAUGAGCAGGGGAAGAUACUGCAGCUUGGCGUUGCGGAAUUUGGAAGCGAGCGGUUAGCCCGAUUUCUGGAGCACACGCGCGUUAAGCCCGCAGUAAACCAGAUCAAUUUGAAGGACUGCUGUGUUGUUCCGAAGAGUUUGAUUCUGUAUGCGAAGGAGCAGAAGAUCGAUUUGUUAACGCAUAAUGAUUGUAACGAUAUCUUGCCCAAGGGGACGAUUAGGGAGUUGCUGGGGCCUGGGGAGCGGGGGGCCGGGAUCCUGGCUCCAACGCCGGAGUUGGAUGGCAAGGAUGGUGGUUUGGUCAAGGGGGAUAUUGAGACGCAAUGGGUGGUUAAGUAUACGGCUGUGGUGAAGGACCGAGGGGUUGUUGAGAACAAGGGCUACUUUGCGCUUGCGGAUGUUGGGAGCUGCGUUGAGGCUUGA